AUUGGAACCUUCCUGAUCCUAUCCUAUGAUAUCAACCACAAGUCCACGUGGCGCAACAUCUAUGACUAAUCUCUGAGAUAUAUCUCUAAAGUUCCCUUCACUGGGUCCCACAACGAAAACCCCCAAUUCAUGUCUUGAUGCUCACGGCUCCUUCCUUUUCCUUCUCCGCCAUUUAUAUAUCCUAUCUGUCCUCACUCAUUCCUUCUUCUCUCUCACACAACCAUGCCCCCACAAUCAUCGCUGAUCAGUUAUCAGUAGUAAUCAGUCGCAGCUCAGCUCAAACUUAAUUGAUAAUUCUUCGACUUCAUCAUGAAAUCUUGUGCAGCUAUGUACCGAAUCAUUUCUUUUACUUUGCUUUUGCUGCUACCGUACGGGAUGGGCCAGGUCACCCAGGAUUCUUAUCCGAACGUGAGAUUCUCACCGUCGAUGGCAAUAAUCAUCGUGGUUCUGAUUGCGGCUCUGUUUUUCAUGGGAUUCUUCUCUAUUUACAUACGCCAGUGCUCGGACACGCGCAACGGUUCGGGAAUUGUGCGGCCUAUCACCGGACGGUCGCAUACGGCGACGCGUGGACUGGAUCCGGUGGCGAUCGAGAACCUUCCGAUAUUUCCUUACUCCGAAGUGAAGGAGCUCAAGAUCGGGAAGGGAGCACUGGAAUGCGCGGUGUGUUUGAUGGAAUUCGAAGACGACGAAACGCUGCGUUUGAUCCCCAAAUGCGACCACGUGUUCCACGCGUACUGUAUAGAUCCUUGGUUGGCCUCUCACACCACGUGCCCUGUUUGCCGCACCAAUUUGGUUCCGGAACUCGGUGAGUCAACACCGAAUUUACCCGACUCAGAUUCCGCGUCAGACAUCGAAGCACAAAACGACGUCGUACCAGCAGAGCAGGAAAUAGACGAGGCAGCGUUAGGACAACAACGACCACCGGAACCUGAAGUCAUGAGUGUGAAUCAAACUUUGAACAGGAACCGUACACGUGGGUCGAGAUCUGGUAGACCACCUAAAUUCCCUAGGUCUCACUCGACCGGACAUUCAUUGAUUCAACCGGGAGAAAACACGGACCGGUUCACUUUGAGAUUGCCGGUUGACGUAAGGAAGCAGAUAAUGAAUCGCCGGCUGAACCGGGCUAUGAGUCUGCGUCUGUUGCCGAGGGAAGAGAGUUUGAGGAGAGGCUAUCGAAGCGGGAGUAGCAAAGGGAAAAACUUAGGGCGAUUCGAUCGGAGUACCAAGUCGGACCGUUGGGUGUUUAGCAUGGCACCACCAUUUUUAACGAGAGCAUCGUCGGUCAGGUCGCAGACAGUGGCGGCAAACGACGAGGGAUCUUCCAAGCGGCUGCCUGAACAAGAAGCGCCACUUGCUGAAUCGAGUCGGCCUCCGGUUUAAAGGCCAAUUUUGUAUUAAAUUUUCUUUUAAUAACUUUACACGAUUUUUUAAUAUAUUCUUAUAACAAUAUGCUCCGGUCUAGUCUGUGUAUAUUGUAUAGUUUACAUUAUUUUUGUAUUAUUAAUUGAAUUUUGUGACUACUGAAUCUUUGUUGGAAUCGAACAUUGAACACUCAUAUGCCCAACUCAAUUGAGUAUUAA
This is a messenger RNA of Tripterygium wilfordii, 1580 nucleotides long. RefSeq names its product E3 ubiquitin-protein ligase ATL6-like. The transcript has a single exon. NCBI's taxonomy places the organism in Eukaryota, Viridiplantae, Streptophyta, Magnoliopsida, Celastrales, Celastraceae. The coding region runs from base 310 to 1380 and encodes 356 amino acids. The record is from RefSeq and is a predicted model, not a curated record.